Molecule: messenger RNA, 715 nt
Organism: Mandrillus leucophaeus (drill)
Lineage: Eukaryota; Metazoa; Chordata; Mammalia; Primates; Cercopithecidae
Exons: 1
Biological process (GO): cell surface receptor signaling pathway
Cellular component (GO): plasma membrane
Source: RefSeq, a predicted model, not a curated record
AAUGCUGGUGUCACUCAGACCCCAAAAUUCCAAGUCCUGAAGACAGGACAGAGCAUGAUAGUGCAGUGUGCCCAGGAUAUGAAACAUGACUACAUGUACUGGUAUCGACAAGACCCAGGCAUGGGGCUGAGACUGAUUUAUUACUCAGUUACUGCUGGUAUCACUACCAAAGGAGAAGUCCCCAAUGGCUACAAUGUCUCCAGAAUAAACACAGAGGAUUUCCUGCUCAGGCUGGAGUCGGCUGCUCCCUCCCAGACAUCUGUGUACUUCUGUGCCAGCAGUUACUCCACAGCGUUACAAGGCUGUCUCCUCUCCGCACAUGAAAGCAGGGAGGCUCUGCCCUCCUCCCCCAGCCAAGACUCAGGGAUGACCUGGGCAGAGUUUUCUGGAACAGGAACCUUGGAACCCCAAGUGGCCCCAACUGGCCCAGAUAGUAUGAACCUCGCUCUGUGCCAGGUGCCUCUGCAGGCAGUCUCAGCCAGGCCUGGGCUGAUCCCAGGUCCUCAGAUGUCUCCUUUGUUGCUCUCUCUGGUCUAUCCUCCGAGCUCUCCUUUAGGGGUUGGGCUAGGGCUCCCUCAGCUCCUACUUUUCAACUCAUCAUCCUGAGUCUGAGGCCCCCAGGAUGAAACAGGAUUUGUAUUUCACAUCCAUCUAGACUCCCAUCUCUCCCUGGUGACCAUGUUGCUUCCUGUCUCUAGGGUUUCCCCUACUCCCC